GGCUCUCUCCUAUCGUCUUCGAGAUUCGCCCCUCCACUCAGCCGCUCGUCUCCAACGAUCGUCUUCAAGAUCUACCCCCUCCGCUCAGCCGCUCAACCACUCGUCUCCGACUCUUGUCUUUGAGAUCCGCCCCUCCGCUCGGCCCUCACUCGUCUCCAACUCUCGUCUUCGAUUGAGAACUCCGUUGCUGGAACCAGUUCAAAGAUGGCUCCGCUUGAGGAAGAGGAUUUGGAGAGGAAACUCAAGAAGGAACAGAAGGCUAAACUCAAAGAGGAAAAAAAACUGAAGGCUGCACAAAAAGCAGAAGCUGCCAAACUUCAGGCACAGAAAGCAACUGAGGGAUCGAAGAAAAGUGAAAAGAAGCUUCGGAAACGGGAAGCUGAUGAUGAGAAUCCUGAGGACUUUAUUGAUCCUGUGACUCCUGCUGGAGAGAAGAAACAACUCUCCCAUCAGAUGGCAAAGCAAUAUAGCCCUAGUGCAGUGGAAAAAUCAUGGUACUCGUGGUGGGAGAGAUCAGGAUUUUUCAUGGCAGAUUCUAGCUGCUCAAGACCUCCUUUUACAAUAGUCUUGCCUCCUCCAAAUGUAACUGGGGCUCUUCAUAUAGGCCAUGGUCUUACUGCUGCCAUACAGGACACAAUAAUCAGAUGGCGCAGAAUGUCAGGUGACAAUACAUUGUGGGUGCCGGGAAUGGACCAUGCAGGCAUUGCGACCCAGGUUGUUGUUGAGAAGAAGCUCAUGCGUGAAUCUAAACUUACAAGGCAUGAUGUUGGACGUGAGAAAUUUAUCUCUGAAGUGAGUUGUCAAUUUCUAUUGAAUAAUAUGAUGAUGGAUUCAUGCAAAAUUUUUCCUCCUUCAACCAUAUCCAGAAUGUUUCACACUCGUGUAUUAAAUGAUUGUAAAUUAGUUUGCGGCAUUCUACCCAGUGUUGAAAUAAUCGUGCUAUAUAACUCAUAG
Messenger RNA from Asparagus officinalis (garden asparagus), 954 nucleotides. RefSeq names its product valine--tRNA ligase, mitochondrial 1-like. The transcript has 8 exons. The coding region runs from base 205 to 954 and encodes 249 amino acids. Gene Ontology annotation, molecular function: ATP binding; valine-tRNA ligase activity. The record is from RefSeq and is a predicted model, not a curated record. Gene Ontology annotation, biological process: valyl-tRNA aminoacylation. Lineage: Eukaryota; Viridiplantae; Streptophyta; Magnoliopsida; Asparagales; Asparagaceae. Gene Ontology annotation, cellular component: cytosol.